CGACCUGACGUUAGGCCAGUGGAGACUGGAGAGGAAACAUUAAUUAAAAUUAAAAUGAAGGCUAUAUUACUUUUUGAUACUGUUAACGACUUGAUAUUUUCUAAGUGGGAUGACGAUUUUUUGGAACGUAUGAAAUCGUUUAAUGGUCAGGAAAAAGAUGUAAACAUCACUGAUAAUCACCACAUAUCCCAACUCCUGUCUCCAAUCAUCACCUCCCAGCGGGUGAUGGCGGCGCAGUUCAGUAAUACAUACACUUCCAUGCAAUGUAAAGAUAACACCACUAUCGUUUUUGACGAGUUGCUGGACCAUGUGUUAAUGAUCAUUUGUGAAGACAGAGUAGACGAUGCCCAGCGAGAGCUGAUGGACUGCAAAACUCUUGUGCAGCAUAUAUGCGGACAGAAUAUGAAUCUCCUACACUCGCAAGUGUAUCGAGAAUGGCUAUCUGUGUUGUUGGAGUCUCGCGGCAAGGGUGAUUCAAUCCCGGGAGCUAGUGGUGUCAUCGGUGAAAGUGGGGCCACGGCAGCGGCAUUGAGUGCCUUGAAGACCAUCUCCAAAGAAAUAAAAUGGUCGCAUCCACAUUACCACCUGUUAUUAUAUGUGGGCGACAAAAUGUUGGCUCUUUACUCAAGUCGCGGUUGUGAAGAUCUUUUGCCGCCUGAUUUGAUCCUGCUGAGCAUUCAGUGCAUUGCAGCCCAGGAGUACUGGAGUGAACAACAGGAAGAGGAAAAAACUACCCUUUGUGAUGAUAUUCACCUGCCAUGGCUGUCAACUGAAAACAGUGCUAUAGUACACUUGAUAUCUUCGGCUGGUAGGGCUUGCAUCCCUCACUCGAUGCAUCUGGCACCCCUGGACACCAGGAUUGUGUUUGUGGUCCUCAUUGACAUGGAGAUGAGAGAUGUCGGUGUGUCAGUGCAAAUGUCAAGUCAAAUCUUAUCAAAUCUACGGAGGCUGCUAUUACAAAGAAAUCUAGAGAUGCUUCCCAACACACUGGACUCGUUGGAACAAGCUUUGAAGAAGACAACUGAUGCUCUCCGUAAGAACAAAUCAAAUUCCAAUCUAUGCGCUCGUCUCACAAGCAGGAUGUUGGAACUGAGAAAGUCAUGCAACACAACCACACCUCUAACCCCUGAAACGACAGCUACGGCGAUGCAAACAGCUUUGGAAGCUGUCAUAGAACAGCUCAAACCAGACAUACCCAGCUUGAAGAUGAAACAGCCUUUGAAGGAGUUGAGGAACCUCCUCACGCCAUACAUAGACUUCCUGAAAGUGAAGGCGAUGAGAUACUUCACUCUCGAAUCUGUCCCGGACGGCGGGUCCCUAACUCUUCACAAGUACGUGGAGGAGUUCCCGGGGCUGAUCCACUUCAUUUACAUCGACCGCGGCACCGGCAGGUUCCUGGCGCCGGACAUGGCGGACUGUGUAGACAUGCUGACACCCGACACGGUCCGGGAAAUCGUGUCCCGGGCGACGAGCGCCGUCCGCGAGGGUUACGGGGCGUGCGUGUGGCGGCGCGGAGCGCUACAUGUAUGUGCCGUGAGAUGGUUCGAGCGGCGAGGGUCGAGCGUGCGCCCCUCCGCCCCGCCGCACCCCGCCGCCGUCCGCGCGCUACCCCCACCCGGAGACAUCUGCGCCGCCUUCUAUAGGCAGCUGGUUGAACUGUCGUUCCCGGAGGAGUCGUGUGUGUGUGUGAAGGAGCUGGUGUGUGUGCACGUGGGUCUGGUUCCUCCGGCCACGGCGGUGCAACAGGCGCGGGCGCUGGCUCACGCGGUCAUUGACCUGGCCGGGGACGAUCAUCACCACCUCCUGUGAUCCUGUCACUGAUCACAUACAGGACACUCGACUGUCAUAUGGAAGUUAAAACAUGUUUACACUAUACAGCAGAGGUUUCAAAACGUAUUUAGUCUCUACCCACUUUGAGAAUAAAUUAUAUCACCUGCUGAAAAACUAGUAUAACUUAUCCUAUAUAAGUGAACUCUACACAACGCCUCCAUUUUUCUGGUUCUCUCCCCGCUCCCCUUUAGACUUGUAGCACCCACUUUGGGAAACCCUGCUAUAGAGCAAGUUCUAACAUUCCAAGUUCAAUAUUAUUAAUAAAAACAGUGUACUUGUACUUAACAUUCACCAAUCUAAUUUAUUAAUAAUUCUCAUAUACAGUGUGUUUGAAGUAUUACAAAUAAAAACAUGCCAUAUAAAAUUAAAAAACAUUUUAUAUCUUUACUGAUAAUAUAUA
This is a messenger RNA of Danaus plexippus (monarch butterfly), 2230 nucleotides long. It is a transcript of the gene HPS1, whose product is annotated as BLOC-3 complex member HPS1. Gene Ontology annotation, molecular function: guanyl-nucleotide exchange factor activity. Gene Ontology annotation, cellular component: BLOC-3 complex. Lineage: Eukaryota; Metazoa; Arthropoda; Insecta; Lepidoptera; Nymphalidae. Bases 55 to 1809 code for a protein of 584 amino acids. Gene Ontology annotation, biological process: vesicle-mediated transport. The record is from RefSeq and is a predicted model, not a curated record. The transcript has 12 exons.